Rhizoctonia solani is the source of this 1866-nucleotide messenger RNA. RefSeq names its product kinase domain protein. Gene Ontology annotation, molecular function: ATP binding; protein kinase activity. NCBI's taxonomy places the organism in Eukaryota, Fungi, Basidiomycota, Agaricomycetes, Cantharellales, Ceratobasidiaceae. The transcript is spliced from 20 exons. Gene Ontology annotation, biological process: protein phosphorylation. Bases 1 to 1866 code for a protein of 621 amino acids. The record is from RefSeq and is a predicted model, not a curated record.
AUGUUCAACAACAGGUAUGUCGUUUUUGAAGCCAAAGAACUGGAGGAUCCCUCAAAGAAAGAAGAGCCUGAUCAGCAGCAAACUACUAAAGUAUUUGAGAUACUUGUCAAUAAUGGCUGCAGAGAUAUCACUAACGAGAUCGACACUUCAUUGUGCACUGAAUACCCGGUCAGUAAUGGAGGCUUCGGUGAUAUCUAUGAAGGUCAACUUCGCGACGGAACAAAAACCGCAGUAAAAUGUCUUAGGAUUUUUGACUCGCCGAUGGAUAAACGUAUAAAUGAAAACCUUAAGUUAGCCGCACGAGAGAUAUAUGCGUGGUCGCGUUGUCAACAUCGCAAUGUGGUCCCAUUAUUGGGCUUUACCUUUUUUCGUGGACAAAUUGCGAUGAUAUCCCCUUGGAUGGAGAACGGGCCGCUCCCCCAAUACUUACAAAGGGAGAAAAAAGUAGAUCGAUUCGAAGUGUGCGUACAAAUUGCUGAGGGUCUAGAAUACCUGCACGGUAUAGAUAUGGUACACGGAGAUCUCAAAGGGGUCAACGUCUUGAUUUCUUCCGAACGCAUCGCUAAAUUAAUCGAUUUUGGCAACACGGAAAGCAAUGACCGGUUCUUGGAAUUCACACCUGCCAGAGUAACUCCAACACCACGAUGGGCGGCACCUGAGUUGUUAGGAGAAGAGGGCGUUUAUAGCGUAGCGGCGGAUGUUUAUGCCUUAGGAAUGACAUUCCUGGAAGCAGUCACAAACAAGCUUCCAUUCCCAGAUCUUAGAUCAGAUAAUGUCAUCAUAGCCAAAGUUCUGAUCAAGAAGGAGAAUCCGUCUCGUCCAAUGUCAAUUAUUCCCGAUAGACUCUACGGGAACAUGUUUUGGAAUAUGUUGUUAUACGAGAGAUCAAAAAGAUACGAAGUUUAUAUGGCAAGUCGAUUUAUUAUCAUCAAUACUAUGGUCCUAAACUGUUUCUAUCCCAAUUUCUUUUCAGAGACUGAAAUCAUAAAGCCUUUGCCAGAUAUACCCGCAAUUUCAAGCCCAGACAGUUCGGAUUUCAAUCAAGUUCUUGACACCCUUGGUGAACAUAACUGUCGAGAUAUUACCUCUAGUAUAGCAUAUGACCGCUGUGGAAAUAUACCGAUAAAAGGCGGUGGCUCAACGGAUAUUUAUCAAGGAGAACUUGCUGAUGGGCAGUUAAUAGCAAUCAAGUGCCCGCGGAGAUUUCAUGGUCGGCUUGACCCAGUUGUACUCAUGAAUACAGCGAGGGAGCUUUACAUAUGGUCCAAGUGCAAUCACCCAAAUAUUUUGCCACUUCUAGGGUAUAGCCACUUUAGAGAUCGACUGGUAAUCGUAACUCCAUGGAUGCUUGAGGGUUGUCUUGUCGAUUAUAUUCAGGGAAAUCCUUCAUUAGAUCGCAUGCAAGCUUGCAAGGAAGUUUGUUCUGCCGUGGCCUACCUGCAUGAACACAAUAUCGUGCAUGGUGAUAUCAAAGCGCUCAAUGUUCUAGUCUCGCAAGAUAGGUCUCUCAAACUUAUCGACUUCAAUAGUUCCACCAUCAGCAACCAUUCGUUACAAUUGUCCACACCAAAUUCACAAAUGCAGUCUUUCUUUUGGGCACCUCCAGAGAUAUUGAAUGGCGAUACUGAAAGAACGUUCGCUGCAGACGUAUACUCGCUUGGAAUGGCAUGUGAUGGCUUGUGGACUCUUUUCAAGGACUGCUGGCUAUUCUAUCCAGAAAUGCGACCUUCUGUGACUGAGGUAAGGGAAAAGGUAUUCGGUACUUUUAUUGACCCUGCUGAUUUAUCGCCUGGGGACCAUGGCGGGCGGAUUGGCGGGCAGUGUGGAAUGUGCCAUAUUCAUAAUUUACCCGAUGAGUCGGAGUAA